AGUUACGCGCGGGGUGAAUGGUCCGGCAAUAAGAGAAAGAUCGGGUUUAUUGCAUUCAAGUGCGACCGAGGAGUAGAAUGCUGUAAAUUACGCGCCUUACGGUGGUGUGAGUGAACGGGUGCGUCUAAAAAUAUACGCAAGGUGCAGGAAGUAUCAAUAGCAUCAUCAUCAGCGGCUGCCAAAGAAGCUCCUUCGCCUUCGCACGCAAGAGUGGCAGCAGUAAUUGUGUUUGUGUUGAGAAUUAUCGUAAAGUUUCCAUGUGUUGUGUAUUGCAUUGAAGUAAACGACCGAUGCCGAUGGUGUGUGUGGUAAAUCAACACAAAAGUGUGUGAAGUGUAAUAAAGUUAAGAGCCAUUCAGUGGAGUGUAUAAAGCAGAGGCUUUAGGAAAUUCGUUUAUGCAAAAUGGGAAAAAUGUGUUUCAACUUAGGCUCUAUUGUUCUGCUGCUGGGUUACGCAAAUUUGGGAUUAUCAAUCCAGCAGCAGGACUCGUUUGGAGUUGCCCAUGAGAUUUCCAGCAUUAGCGCGGAUGAUAUGCAGCAUCACAAUCGAUGUGAACCGAUUACCAUUCCGUUUUGCAAUGAUAUUCAAUACAACAAAACCAUUAUGCCAAAUCUAAUUGGCCACACGAAGCAAGAAGAGGCUGCAUUGGAAGUACACCAGUUCAUACCACUUGUUAAAAUUGACUGCAGUCCGGAUCUGAAGUUUUUCCUGUGCACGCUGUAUGCACCUGUUUGCACGAUCCUUAACUUCCCUAUACCGCCCUGUCGCAGCCUGUGCGAAAGUGCUCGCGUUUGUGAAACGAUUAUGAGAACUUUUGACUUUCAAUGGCCGGAAAAUCUAGAGUGCAGCAAGUUUCCUGAAGACGGCAAGGAGUUGUGCGUUUCACAAAAUAACUCGUCAGAAAGUACUCCGAUGCCGACGAGUUCCAUGCAUGCGACGAAGCCGCACGUUCCGCGCAAGAAUGUCCCCUCCGGGUCUGUUGCGAAUAUCGGCGGCAGCCACCGAGAUCUAGGAUUCAUAUGCCCGGUUCAGCUGAAAGCACCUACAAUCAUGGGUUACCAGCUGACGGUCGGCGGAAAGGUCACCAAGGACUGUGGAGCACCAUGCAACUCUAUGUUCUUCUCAGAAAACGAACGUACCGUGCUCAAGUACUGGGUCGGUUCGUGGGCUGCGGUGUGCGUUGCCAGCUGUCUCUUCACGGUGCUGACCUUCAUGAUCGACUCUUCGCGUUUCCGCUACCCGGAGCGGCCGAUUGUAUUCCUGGCAAUUUGCUACCUAAUUGUCGGCUGCGCCUACGUUGCCGGACUCGGAGCCGGUGACACGGUGGCCUGCCGGGAACCGUUCCAGCCGCACAUCAAACUCGGACGGAUGCACAUGCUGUCGACGAUCACUCAGGGUCACCGCCAGUCGACGUCCUGUACUGUGCUGUUUAUGGCUUUGUACUUCUGCUGUAUGGCCGCCUUCGCCUGGUGGGCCUGCCUGGCGUUGGCCUGGUUCCUGGCAGCCGGGCUCAAGUGGGGCCACGAGGCGAUCGAAAGUCGGUCCCAUCUGUUCCAUCUGGUGGCGUGGGCGAUACCGGCGGUACAGACCAUCUUUGUGUUGGCGCUCGGGAAAGUUGAAGGUGACGUCCUGUCCGGAGUUUGCUUUGUGGGCCAGCUGGACACACACUCGUUGGCGGUGUUCCUUCUGAUUCCGCUGUGCAUCUAUCUGUCAAUCGGAGCCCUGUUUCUGCUGGCCGGUUUCAUCUCGCUGUUCCGUAUCCGUACGGUCAUGAAGCACGACGGCACCCGGACGGAUAAGCUGGAACGCCUGAUGCUACGGAUCGGAUUUUUCAGCGGUCUAUUUAUCCUGCCAGCGCUCGGCUAUUUGGGCUGUCUGUUCUACGAGUACUACAACUUCGACGAGUGGAUGGUCCAGUGGAACCGCCAGAUGUGCAAGAUAUUCUCCAUUCCCUGUCCGAUCAGUGCCAAGCACGUCGUACCGCCGCCGGUCGGUCCGGACGAGGAACGGCCCAUCUUCCACAUCUACAUGGUGAAGUACGUGUGCUCGAUGCUGGUCGGGGUCACUUCCAGUGUUUGGCUGUGGUCUGGCAAAACGGUCAUCAGCUGGCGGCAGUUUGCCGAACGGCUGCAGGGAAAGGACACGAGAAACCGGGGAGCGUACGUCUAG
Messenger RNA from Sabethes cyaneus, 2170 nucleotides. Its product is annotated as frizzled-like. Gene Ontology annotation, biological process: non-canonical Wnt signaling pathway; canonical Wnt signaling pathway. Gene Ontology annotation, molecular function: Wnt receptor activity; Wnt-protein binding. The coding region runs from base 404 to 2170 and encodes 588 amino acids. Gene Ontology annotation, cellular component: plasma membrane. Lineage: Eukaryota; Metazoa; Arthropoda; Insecta; Diptera; Culicidae. The record is from RefSeq and is a predicted model, not a curated record. The transcript is spliced from 5 exons.